Molecule: messenger RNA, 3308 nt
Organism: Lagopus leucura (white-tailed ptarmigan)
Lineage: Eukaryota; Metazoa; Chordata; Aves; Galliformes; Phasianidae
Gene: SYT12
Product: synaptotagmin 12
Exons: 7
Coding region: 878-2131 (417 amino acids)
Biological process (GO): calcium-ion regulated exocytosis; regulation of dopamine secretion; regulation of calcium ion-dependent exocytosis
Molecular function (GO): calcium ion binding; phosphatidylserine binding; clathrin binding
Source: RefSeq, a predicted model, not a curated record
UGGGGUGUGGGGACGAGCCGGGCACGGUGCUGAAGGAGAGGGCAGCCAGGGCUCAGCCCGCCCCUCGGUCCACAGCUGAUGACUUUGGGGGAAUGCAGCUUCCUCAGGAGGGGGUCUAUAACGCCUCCUGGGUUUACUCGUGGUGCACGUAGGGUUUUGUGCAAGCAGCUUCUGGCUUCGGGUGGUCGCAGAGGCACAGAAAUUGUUGUCCCUCCAAUGUGGGGGAGAUACUCCCAUCCCUCAGAGGACAACACACUGCCAUGUCUUUCCUUGCCUCGUCACCACAAGCAGCUGUCUCGUGCCCACUGUGGCUCCCAAAGGUGCCAGCAGCCUGAUAAGGUGCUGGGAUAGCGUAUAAGGCUGAACGUCUCCUCCUGAGCAAUCCUUGUUCCUUCUCUUCCGUGCCCAGGAGGGGCUGAUGGGGAAAUCCCAUUCAAUCUGACCUGGUGGCUCUGAGAGAUGCCUCAAAAGCUGCCCAUCAGCCCUUCAGGAAAUGGUAUCUGGGGAGAAAUGCUUUGGAAGUAACUGGAGUAUUUUUAAAAGGGGUGCUUGCCCUGUGGUGGAGCAGCUCAUUCCCGGAAACUCAUUCCUUGAUUUUCCUAUUUAAAAAAAAGCAAGCAAGCACUGAAAGGAAUGAAACUUCUUAGAUAAGGUGGUUAUCCAGCAGGUAGAAAAAAGGUUGGGGUAAGUCCCCGUGAGGCUGCAGUGUUCUUGGCUUAGCCCACAUGUGACACGAACUGAGCCCGUUCUCAGCCCAAUCCUUGGUGCUGUCCUGGAGUCCGGGCUGAGCAGAUUCCAUACGUUCAACUUUGUCCUUUUCUCCUACUUUGUCUUCUGUGUGCUCAGUAGGCUGUCCUGCUAGUGGGGAGGGUCUGCCAUGGACAGCGGGCACAUGGGCAGAUACCGGCUGAGCGCCACCGCCAGCCCCCCGCGCUGGGAGAUCGGCAUCUACGCGGCAGGAGCGCUGGCGCUGCUGGGCAUCGCAGCUGUCAACCUGUGGAAGCUCUGGCGUUCCGGCAGCUACCCUGCGCCUUCCCCGUUCCCCAACUAUGACUACCGCUACCUGGAGCAGAAGUACGGGGCGGCGUAUUCAGACAUCAAGCACAAGCGUGGGGCAGCGCUGGGCUCAAAGCUGUUGCCCAGCCGCAAAGCCAGCCUGAGAGGCACCAACACCUGCGAGAGCAUCAAUGAGCUGGGCAGCCUGGAGCUGAUGAGCAGGGACCUAGGGCUGGCCCCCUAUGGCCCCCUGAAGAAAUCCGUCUCAGCUGACUCGCUCAACUCCGUCUCAUCCAUCGGGAACAACUUUGGGCAGGAUUUCACCGUGGGGCAGGUGGAGGUGUCCAUGGAGUACGAUGGAAAGGCAGCCGCCCUGCACGUCAGCCUACUGCAGGGCAAGGAUCUGCUGGAGAAGGAGGAUGCCCGCUUUGAAUCUUGCUUCAUGCGCAUCAGCCUGCUGCCAGCCGAGCAAAUUGUUGGCAUCUCCCGGAUCCAGCGCGGUGCCUACGCCGUGGCCUUCAAUGAGCGCUUCUCCAUCCCACUGGACCCUGUGGCACUGGAGGAGGACAGCCUGCGCUUCUCUGUCUUCGGUAUCGACGAGGAUGAGAGGAACAUCAGCACCGGUGUGGCGGAGCUCAAGCUCUCUGACCUGGACCUGACUGUGCGUCCCUUCAAUGCUUGGCUCUAUCUGCAGGACACGAACAAGGCAGUCGACACAGUGGGGGAGAUUCUGCUCUCCCUCAGCUACCUGCCCACAGCCGAGCGGCUGACGGUGGUGGUGGUCAAAGCCAAGAACCUCAUCUGGAGCAAUGGCAAGGGGACUGCAGAUCCCUUUGUCAAAGUCUACCUGCUGCAGGAUGGGAGGAAGAUCAGCAAGAAGAAGACGGUGGUGAAGAGGGACGACACCAACCCUGUGUUCAACGAGGCCAUGAUCUUCUCAGUGCCGGCCAUUGUGCUCCAGGACCUGUCCCUGCGGGUGACGGUGGCUGAAAGUGGCGAGGAUGGCCGUGCUGACAACACGGGCCACGUCCUGAUCGGCCCAGCAGCCAGUGGCAUGGGCAUCACCCACUGGAACCAGAUGCUGGCCACGCUGAGGAAGCCUGUGUCCAUGUGGCACCCGCUGCGGAGGAAUUAGGCUGCUGGCGGGGGCACCCUGCACACCUUGGGACCCUGUGCCCCAAUGCCAGCUCUGCCCUGGCCACAGUGGCCAAGUGCCACUGUCUGGAGGUGAAAAGUCAGAGAUGGCCAGAGCAUCCUGCUACCAAAAGCCUCCACUGGGAGGAGGAGGAUGGAGAAAAUCCUGUCCGCACCUCUCCUCAUCCGCAUGCGCUGGGGGCUGCUGAGGGACCUGCCGAAGAUGGACCAAAACCAGCAAAAUCCUCCUCAAACUGCUGUCUGGGUGCCAGCCACAAGCUCCUCAGCAUCCUGCAUGCCCUCUGCUGGGCCCCCAAAACCAAUGGUGACCUCAGAUGUGGCCUCUGAGGGCUUCUGAGGGGACAUGGGAUUCUUUGGAAGGAUUUUUGGCAAGCGGAAACAGAGAGGGGUGAUAAAGUGUUGGCAUGGUGCAGUUUCUCUCAGCAUGUGUGGUCUUUCUGUUGGGUUUCAGAGGGGUUUCAGUGUACUGCACCAGGGCUGAAACCCUCCAAAUUCCAAUGAAAAAGGGAAAAAUAAUAGUAGAAAAAAAAGUUGUUGUUAUAUAUCUCUUUUUUUCUUCCAUCAUUUUUCUAGCAGUGUCAGUUUCUGCUUUCCUACUGGCUGCCAAGGGCUGUCUGUCCCCAAACGUCAUGGGUUUGAGGACAGGUCCAGGCUGAAUCAUCCCCUAAAGGCUAAAUGUGGUCACCCCAAACCCUUUUCCCAGCUUAAUUAACCCCGUGGAUUCCCUAGCAGCAGGGCAGUUCUACAGAAAUAGGAAACACCCCCCAAAUUUUGUAUUUUUAAGCUUCACAGGGAAAGGAGAGGAAAAGCUCUUUAGAUGCCGUCUGCUCAUGGGCUCCCAGCCCAAACAAGGUCUUCUGGGUAAGAUCUGCUGCUCUGGGGAACCAGUUCCCCCUGUUUUCCGGAGGUGAACAGAUGGAGGGAUGCGUGGGGCAGAGGAUGCCCUGGGGCCGUGUCCCUCAGCUUUUCCCAGCCUGCAGGUUGCCAGCAGGAAGCCAACAGGGAAACUGGGGCUCUUUGGGGGCUGUUUGCCAGAGUGGUGGCUGUUUGCCAGGGUGAGCUGGGGAGGGGAUUUUGUUCCUUGAAUGGUUUGAGCUGAAAAUAAACAAACGUGAGUGAGCCAUUCAACCUGAUUAAAGACAACAUCAUGGUGGUAC